UUUAACUUUAUUUUUACGUCGAAAUUCGGAAUUGUCCAAAUCUGGUGCGCAUUCUACCAUAUGGAAAUGAACUACUAAUCAUAUUUGAUUGUUUUUCAUUUAUAUCUAGAGUGCGAGUGAGAUACUAAAUUAAGUCCAUAUUGCAUCAAUUAAAAUUCAUUCCAAUCUGGUAUUCUUACUAGAAUAACAAUUGAAUGAGGUUAAGAGGUUUAACUUUUGCUGCACACUUUGUUGUUUCUGCAGUUUCUAUUUCCUAUGGUCAAACUAUCGAAUCAAUCUCAACAGUAACUGAAUUAACUGCUGAUAAUUUUCAAACAUUCCUUAAUGAAAAUGAUUUGGUCGUAGCUUAUUUUUUUGAUUCAAAAUCUUUCUCGCAGAAGCAUUUGCGUACAUUUUAUGAAGCUGCCGAUAUACUUCAAGGGAAGCAAGAACAAAUUCAAAUUAAAAUGGCGCAAGUUAAUUGUGAAACGGAAAAGCAGCUAUGUAUAGAUCAUAAGAUUAGCUUCUUCUAUCCACAAUUCAGAAUUAUCAGAAAUGGAGAUAUGAAUGAUUCUGAAUCUUUGAAUACAAAACUAAACAGUCUGUCCAUUGUACAGUCUAUUAUUGAACAUAAAUUGCCGUUAAUUAAGAUGUUUGCUCAAUACAAUGAAUUAAUAAAUUCAAUGAAAGAGCAAACUACACCAUUUGCUGUAUUAAUUAAUCCAGAUGAUGAUGGCAAAUUGCAUGGACAAUUUAAAGAUGCUUCAAGGAGAAGGUUUGGGCAAAAUGCAUUCUACGAAGUCAAGGAUAAAGAACAUAUCAAGAAAUUAAAUGAAAUUGUGAGUGCAGACUUGUCGGACAAAAAGACUAGUAUAAUGGUAAUUCACCCUAAUGAAUUUGAUGAUGCUAAGGAGGUAUUGUUAGAAACAGGUGAAUUUAUUGAACUAUUAUAUAAGAUUAGAGAGGCAACGGUUCCUCCAUUUGCUAUCGUUAAGGAAGCUAAUUUUGAUGAUGAUGCAUUUGCUAGCCUUUUCUUAGUUCCAAGUGGGAUAUAUAUUCAUAAUAAUGAACAAGAAUUAAAUUCAGUUAUGAAAGAUUUGACUCUAUUAGGGAAGCAAUACAAGGGAAAAUUUCGACUUUAUGCUAUGAAUGCUACUACCUUUAAACAGAUGGAGGGAAUUCUCUUCACAGUUUAUAAUAGACAUAUGGAUAGUCGAAUUCGUCCAGCAUUUGGGAUAUUUGAUUUGAAGGAAACACUUCAAGCGAAACAAUAUGUUGUUAAUCAAUAUGAAAAUCCUAAUGGUCCAUCAAUUGCAACUAUUGAAUCAUUUAUUAAUGAUUAUAUGGCAGGGAAUUUAUCUCCAAGUGUUUUAACGGAAGAUAUUCCAACCGAAUUAGAAAUCAGUCAAUCCGCUAUUGUUAAACUUGUAAGUCUUACUCAUGAUGCCAUUAUUCAAGAUGUUUCUAAGGAUAUUAUUGUUAUAUAUCAUGGUCUGUAUACUAAUCAGAAACUAAGGGCCGUGUGGAACCAAUUGGCAGUUUUAUUUGAAUCUAAUAGACCAGAUUCACAAGUCAUUGUGGCUCAAAUAAAUAGAUUUGAAAAUCCUAUUACAAACAUUCCAUCCAGUCUUAGAAUCAUUGGAUCCAUUGAUGAUGUGUUUCUAUAUCCUGCUAAUGGAGAAAUUGAUGAACAGACAGGAUUGAGAAAACCCGUUCCAUAUGACGGUAAGAUUAAGUUAGAUUUACUUCUUACAUUUAUUAAAGAGAAAGGAGGGUUAGGUAUUGAUGGUAAAGCAUUGCAAAGUAAUUUAGAUAAAUUAAAAUGGUUUUUAUGUUGGCAAUUUUGGUAUGGAGAUCAGGCCUCAUUAAGUUGGGGAUUUAUAAUUACAGUUAUUGCAGUAUCGUUGGGAGUUAGGUUUUGGAGUCUGAUUGUUAAGUUUUGGAGUCUUGUGGUUAGUUUAUGGAAUCUGGUAAUUAAGUUUCGUGAUUCAGAACCAAGGUACGAUACCAUCAGACUAUCUUAAUAAUAAAGAUCAUAUGUAGAGAAUAAGGGCCUAAGCAGAUAGUGUAAAAAUAUUUUUAGUUAAGCAUAUAAAAAUAUAGUUAAGCAUAUAAUGACAUAGUUAAUGACGUAAACUAAG
This is a messenger RNA of Scheffersomyces amazonensis, 2120 nucleotides long. RefSeq lists its product as uncharacterized. Gene Ontology annotation, molecular function: protein disulfide isomerase activity. The coding region runs from base 195 to 2003 and encodes 602 amino acids. The transcript has a single exon. NCBI's taxonomy places the organism in Eukaryota, Fungi, Ascomycota, Pichiomycetes, Serinales, Debaryomycetaceae. The record is from RefSeq and is a predicted model, not a curated record. Gene Ontology annotation, biological process: protein folding; response to endoplasmic reticulum stress. Gene Ontology annotation, cellular component: endoplasmic reticulum.